Physcomitrium patens is the source of this 2912-nucleotide messenger RNA. NCBI's taxonomy places the organism in Eukaryota, Viridiplantae, Streptophyta, Bryopsida, Funariales, Funariaceae. The record is from RefSeq and is a predicted model, not a curated record.
UUGUCGUCUUGCACCCAUGAGUCAAUUGCAGGCACAGCAGUAGAAAUGCCCUGGUCUCAAAAUGCUGUCGUUUUGAGUGUUCAAAUUUUCGGGGUGUUAUUUUUCGUUUGUCUGGAAAUUGCAAGAGAGGGUGUCUAUUUAUUUGUGAGGGGAACCAGGGAAAGAUUUGUCGCAAGGUGUUUCAACCAAAAGGAUGCUUGGAACGCCAGGAAGGGUGCUGUCGUGCAGGCACCCUCACGUCCUCGAGCUUUGACGUAGUUGUUAAUGGCAUUGCAAGAUAUUGGAUUAGAGAAGCUAUUAUGGAGCAUAAUGGAGUGUUAGCGUCGCUGAAGGAGAGACUUAUGAAGGCGACGAUAGCCAUGGACAAGGUGGAGCUCAUGGAGCUGCACAAACUGCACAUGAAGCAGUUCGAGGAUUCAGCAACUGGGUGGGACUGCAGGAUUAAGAAGGAAAUGGAGGAGAGGACGCCAGCGAUAGCGAAGGCGUCGCGUCACCGCGCGAUUUUGCCGCUGGAAGUGUUGAGAAGAGUGACGUUGGUGGAGCUCACGGUGGAGAAGCGGAAGGAUGAGCGUGUGCUUUACGGUACUCUAUGCGUCGAACCAUUUGUUCUCAGUUUUGUGCAAACUGUGAUUGAGGAUGACGAGGGUAAGGCCAUCACAUUGAUAAUUUACGAUCCUAUUUUAGACGGUGAAUCAGUUAUGGAAAUGGCAAAUAUUCGCUACUGUCAGGGUACUAAGGUAGCUAUCAAAGAGCCAUAUCUGUGCACUUUGCCGGACAAGACUCGGGCCCUGUGUGUGAACAGUGUAGGUGACAUUACAAUCCUGUCGGAAAUCUCCUCCUUACCUACAGAUGUCAGCCCUUGGUCAAAUCUAGACAUAGCUGCUCUGCGCGCGGAGGGUAAUCGCUACUUUGCUAAGGAAGAUUGGGUUGGAGCGAUAGACUUGUACUCACAAUGCAUAUCAAAAUCCAUGGAAUCAGUGCGACCAUCCUCAAAAUCUCCGAAUUCCAAAGCACGGAAAAAGAAAAUGGCAGUCUAUAAUGGUGGCGCAACCAAACAAAAUGAAUUGGACUCAGAAACUGUGACGCUGGCCUACUCAAACAGGGCAGCUGCUUGGAUGAAGCUUCGUCACUUUGAGAAGGCCUUAAAUGAUUCAGAGGAGGCUCUCAAGGUAGAUCAUACACACUUGAAAAGCAUGUAUCGAAAAGGGCGUGCGCUUCAUGGGUUGCAACAAUACGGAAAAGCGUGCGAGACAUUUCAAGAUGCGCUGGUUCUCUAUCCUCUGGACAAGGAUAUUAAAAACGCUUUACAAAGAAGUAAAACGUGCGACCUGCAAAGUCGUUUAGGGUUAUUCGAGAUUUCGAAGUGUAUUCUCGGCUCAUGUGAUGGAGGUGUGACCGAAUUCAGUGAUUACGUAGGACCUGUAGAAAUUAAAUGGAGUGAGAAUUUGGGCAUGCGUGGGCUGUUUGUGACCAAGGAUGUUGAUGUCGGGGACCUUCUGCUAGUGAGUAAUGCAAUCUCAGCGGUUCGCAUUGAUGGUACAAAUCCUAAGAGGGUUGAAGGAUCCUCUGGUCGCUCGAAUGCUAUUCUUCGAGAUGAGCUUGCCUUUAAGCUUUACAAUCUGAUUCCCAAAUCCCCGAAAUGGCAACAUCAGCUGAGUUUCCUGACUGAUUCAGGAGACAAGAAAGAUGAUAGAUGCCCACCUAUGGAUUUAUUUAAGCCUAACCAAACGUGGAACUCUUUCAGCAAGCAUGAAGUAUCUCCGUCGCGCAUCGAGGGAAUCGUAUUCCAGAAUGCGUUGGAUGAGUCUGGGUCUUGCGCUAGAGGCCUUCAUAAUAAUCGGCUUCCUGGUGAGAAUAAUCGACAGUUCUUAGGAUUGUGGGCUUUACCUUCUUUCAUCAACCAUUCGUGUUGUCCGAAUGCUGUUCGUCUUCAUCUUGGUGAUACUUUAUUUCUGCAUGCUUCUCGUCCACUAGAAUGCGGGGACGAGGUCACGAUCUCAUACGUCAACCCCUUAGUACCGCUUCGUAUGCGCCGUGAGCUGCUAGAACAGGAUAAAUGGGAUUUCAUAUGUAAGUGCUCACGGUGCGAACUGGAGCUGAGACUUAGAGAACCUCUUAAACACAUUUGCAAGCGAAUGUAUGACCAUUGGGGUGUGAAGGAGAGUAUGGUGGCGGGGCAUCCAGAAUCUUUAGACAUGGCUAGAAAUGCUCUGAGACUUGAGGAUCGACUUAAGCUUAAUGUUCCAUAUCUUCAUGAACGGCAGUUAAUACGGACUUCAUACUUUAAUGCCUACUGGAGCGCUUUUCACAAUUUGGACCAGCUGGGUGAUCAUGCCUACAGUAUUCCACGGCCUGAGGUUCUGAUUGAUGCAAUGAAUGUUACUUCACCUGGUGAUUCUGUGACUCUGUUUUUCGCUGCAUAUUGGUUGAAGAAGUUUGAAGAGCAGGGUGCGAGUAGGAUUGUGGUGAAGGAUGCGCAGAAGAGGGCCAUGUACACAUGCAAGUCUGUGUAUGGCAAGCAGAAAGCGGACGUUUUAAAACGAUUAAUUAAAGCACACUCUGCAGGAUGAAUGGUGCUUUGUAGUGGCUCUUGGAGAAGUGUUUUAUUUAGAUAUCUAAAGAUUGACAUUCUAGAUUGUAGAUGCACGGCUGGAUAUGGCCUUCACGUCUUAGUGCUAGAGCAUGUCAAUAUUAGACGAAAUCGAAUAUGGACACAAUCGCUUUCUAGGUGCUUGGCGGACACCCAGGUUUCGUCGUUUGACAUGUUAUAACUUUCUCAAAAAUCAAGUUUACCAUGACUUGGGUAUGCAACCAUGUUUAUCAAGUUCGAUUCUCAUGUCUUGUUGUACUCUAUUCUGUUUAGUUCGUACUUCGUGAAAAAAUGCUGCUCUAUCAUGCAGAAGUGUCAACGA